GCCCCGGCCUCCGUGACCGGCACUACCGCUGCCCCCCGCGCCAGAAACACUCUUACUGUGCCUUGUAAACACGGAGAAUACUUCUAUAAGGAGACUUUGAGAGUGUUACUGAACCAUGUUGAGCUUGAAGAUUGUGUUGUUGGUGGCGGUGUUGGUAGGCUGUGAGGCCUUCCCUGAUGGAGCGCCUAUUGAGGCCUGCAUCAGGGAAAUCCCUAAUAGACCUAAUCACCCGAACACCGAGCCUAGGUCUCUUGCGAGUUUUAAGCACUCCUUCACGGCCUCCGACGCUUACUAUGCUCCGGGGUCCAGAAUACAAGUGUUCAUCGAGGGUCCGGCGUUCAAGGGAUUCUUCAUCCAGGCCCGCGACGUCCAGCGGAAGGACUGGAUCGGCCACUUCGAAGAGAGCGACGACAUCGUCAGCUACCCGGAGUGUUCUUCGGUGACGCACGGCAACCCGCGCCCGAAGAGCAGGGUCGUGCUCACUUGGGUGGCGCCCUUGGACCGCUCUGGCACCGUCACCUUCACUGGCACCCUCCUCGAGUCCUACGGCUCCUACUGGUCUGAUUUAAUAGCUAACGUGGUCCCUGUGGUUGGUCACAGGCUGGGCUGACCUGGUUGUCUUCAAUCUCAAUCUUCAACCCCUAAUCUUUAACCACCCCAAUCUUCAACUGCACUCGCGUCCAAUCUUCCCCCCACCACCUACAUCUUUCUGACCACCAGCAAGUCAUCUCCUGCGCGCCUCAACGUCCGCCCUCACCGAGAAAGAAUGUUUCCGUAUUACAUCCGCCGAGCCACUGAGGAAUGGUUCUUGUAUAUCUAAGACGUCGGACUGGAUGUGUUAAGAUGGUGUACCAACUUCAAGAAACAUCACAACAAGCUUAUAAUGAUUGUGUUUGGAGCACGAAGAUCCUGUGCUGAGCUUGGAAGAGAAAAUGUCUAACAGAACUUAAUCAUCACUGUAUGUUGAAUAUUCAGUGACCAUUAGUGUAUAUCUUGAGACGUGUGUAUAGGUAUUUCUUGUGUAUAAAACUUAAACAACAUUCUCCAAGAUCCAAGAGUUUGGCAGUCACAGUCAAGGGUAUGAAUGCCGUCUCCAAAACGUUGUAGGCAGGUAGCAAUAGAGUGAGGAGUCAAGCGAGGCUUCCUUCAAUAACAUGCACACAACAAAAGGUUCUCGCUUGAUACCUCCAAAACACUACUACUGCUGCCAUGAAAUUAAUUUGGCUCAAAAAUUUAGAUAUUUUAGAUGUUCAGAAUUCAUUCCUAUUAUUUUUUUACUCGGUUUCAUACUUUAAACGUAUAUACAUAGUUCAAUGUAUACAUAAUUUCGACGCAUCUUCAGAAAACACAAACCUGAACAAUAUUUAAAGCUGUGUCACACUCUUUAAUCUAAGAAUUAUCUGUUAAUUAUCCGUGAAUUAUCACUGAAUUAUCCGUGAAUUAUCUCUGAAUUAUCCGUGAAUUAUCACUGAAUUAUCCGUGAAUUAUCUCUGAAUUAUCCGUGAAUUAUCUCUGAAUUAUCCGUGAAUUAUCACUGAAUUAUCCGUGAAUUAUCACUGAAUUAUCUGUGAAAUAUAUAUAGGAAGCUUUAAUAAAUUCUUGUAUCUAUGAAUAA
Messenger RNA from Procambarus clarkii (red swamp crayfish), 1615 nucleotides. RefSeq names its product putative defense protein 1. The record is from RefSeq and is a predicted model, not a curated record. Lineage: Eukaryota; Metazoa; Arthropoda; Malacostraca; Decapoda; Cambaridae. Gene Ontology annotation, cellular component: membrane.